Messenger RNA from Symphalangus syndactylus (siamang), 4911 nucleotides. It is a transcript of the gene MRTFA, whose product is annotated as myocardin related transcription factor A. Gene Ontology annotation, molecular function: transcription coactivator activity. NCBI's taxonomy places the organism in Eukaryota, Metazoa, Chordata, Mammalia, Primates, Hylobatidae. Gene Ontology annotation, cellular component: nucleus. The record is from RefSeq and is a predicted model, not a curated record. Gene Ontology annotation, biological process: positive regulation of transcription by RNA polymerase II; smooth muscle cell differentiation.
UGGUUAUAGCAGAAUUUGCUUUACUUGAUUCUAAAAGCUUAAAGCUUUGAAAAGCUGCUACUUUUGCAUCUCAUACUUCCAGAUGAGUAAGACACAGCAAUAUCAGCUUGUAUUCAAGAGAAGUUUCAUUUCUUUUUCUGGUGUUGGAACCAGCUACCCACAUCUGUGUGUGCUACAUAAGGCAACUAUACAUGGUGGUGGGAAAGCAUCCACCAAUGGCUUCAGCUAUGUCAGGAUCACACUUGAGGGGCUCUGAGAUGCUGUUGUAUUUACACAACUGAUGGCUUUGUUUUUCUUUUUUUGUAAUUUGGAGGUGGGAUCUUGCUGUGUUGCCCAGGCUGAAUUCCAACUCUUGCGCUUAAGCAGUCCUUCUGCCUUUGACCUCCUGAAUAGCUGGGAUGUGUAGGCAUCCACCACUGUACCUUGUCAAACUGAUUUUGUCCCCUCCGUUUUCUUCGACACAAAUGUGUUUCAAUGGUCAUGAAUGCCUUUAAUGAUAUCAGUUGCAAAAUCCGUAUCUUUAAAUUUGGCCCCGAAAGUUCUCUGGUUUUCCAUCAGAGACCUUGUACUCUCUAAACCAGUCCAGAGUAGCCUCUAGGUAGUGAGGUUUCAGCCAUUUGACAUUAUUAAUAUGUUUACUAUUUGUCACAAGGGAUACAACUCAGGAACAGCCAGGUGGAAGAGAUGUGUAGGUAUGUGGGAAGGGACGAGGAGCUUCUGUGCUCUCUCCAGGUGGAUGUGUCACCCUCCUAGCACCUCCAUGCCUUUAACAAACCAGAAGCUCCUCCAUAUAUUUUCUUAAUCAGUACUGUAUUCUACCUCAGUCAUGGCCACUGGUCAGAGCUUCAGAUGGCUUAGAGAAUAAGCCUUCCACUGUCAUCUGUGAAGACUUGCGGCACCUGACACCUGCUCUACCAAUCUCUGCUGCAGCUGAGGCAGUACUUCUGCCCACUGCACAUGGGGUGAUAGAUCCAGAGCCCACAGUCACUUUAAACCAUCUCCUGGAUUGCUCAGCCACCCCUGGGCUGGCACAGAGCUGCCCAGCCAGAACAACAAGGCAGCAGAUGGCUAGACAGAGGACUAUCUCAAACGGAAGAUUCGUUCCCGGCCGGAGAGAUCGGAGCUGGUCAGGAUGCACAUUUUGGAAGAGACCUCGGCUGAGCCGUCCCUCCAGGCCAAGCAGCUGAAGCUGAAGAGAGCCAGACUAGCCGAUGACCUCAAUGAGAAGAUUGCACAGAGGCCUGGCCCCAUGGAGCUGGUGGAGAAGAACAUCCUUCCUGUUGAGUCCAGCCUGAAGGAAGCCAUCAUUGUGGGCCAGGUGAACUAUCCCAAAGUAGCAGACAGCUCUUCCUUCGAUGAGGACAGCAGUGAUGCCUUAUCCCCCGAGCAGCCUGCCAGCCAUGAGUCCCAGGGUUCUGUGCCGUCACCCCUGGAGGCCCGAGUCAGCGAACCACUGCCCAGUGCCACCUCUGCAUCCCCCACCCAGGUUCUGUCUCAACUUCCGAUGGGCCCGGAUUCCAGAGAAAUGCUUUUCCUGGCAGAGCAGCCUCCUCUGCCUCCCCCACCUCUGCUGCCUCCCAGCCUCACCAAUGGAACCACUGUCCCCACUGCCAAGUCCACCCCCACGCUCAUUAAGCAAAGCCAACCCAAGUCUGCCAGUGAGAAGGCACAGCGCAGCAAGAAGGCCAAGGAGCUGAAGCCAAAGGUGAAGAAGCUCAAGUACCACCAGUACAUCCCCCCGGAUCAGAAGCAGGACAGGGGGGCACCCCCCAUGGACUCGUCCUACGCCAAGAUCCUGCAGCAGCAGCAGCUCUUCCUCCAGCUGCAGAUCCUCAACCAGCAGCAGCAGCAGCACCACAACUACCAGGCCAUCCUGCCUGCCCCGCCAAAGUCAGCAAGCGAGGCCCUGGGAAGCAGCGGGACCCCCCCAGUACGCAGCCUCUCCACUACCAAUAGCAGCUCCAGCUCGGGCACCCCUGGGCCCUGUGGGCUGGCACGUCAGAACAGCACCUCACUGACUGGCAAGCCGGGAGCCCUGCCGGCCAACCUGGACGACAUGAAGGUGGCAGAGCUGAAGCAGGAGCUGAAGUUGCGAUCACUGCCUGUCUCAGGCACCAAAACUGAGCUGAUUGAGCGCCUUCGAGCCUAUCAAGACCAAAUCAGCCCUGUCCCAGGAGCCCCCAAGGCCCCUGCCACCACCUCUAUCCUGCACAAGGCUGGCGAGGUGGUGGUAGCCUUCCCGGCGGCCCGGCUGAGCACGGGGCCAGCCCUGGUGGCAGCAGGCCUGGCCCCAACUGAGGUGGUGGUGGCCACGGUGACCAGCAAUGGAGUGGUGAAGUUUGGCAGCACGGGCUCCACACCCCCUGUGUCUCCUACUCCCUCAGAGCGCUCACUGCUCAGCACGGGUGAUGAAAACUCCACCCCCGGAGACACAUUUGGUGAGAUGGUGACAUCACCUCUGACGCAGCUGACCCUGCAGGCCUCGCCACUGCAGAUCCUCGUGAAGGAGGAGGGCCCCCGGGCCGGGUCCUGUUGCCUGAGCCCUGGGGGGCGGGCGGACCUAGAGGGGCGCGACAAGGACCAGAUGCUGCAGGAGAAAGACAAGCAGAUCGAGGAGCUGACGCGCAUGCUCCGGCAGAAGCAGCAGCUGGUGGAGCGGCUCAGGCUGCAGCUGGAGCAGGAGAAGCGAGCCCAGCAGCCCGCCCCCACCUCUGCCCCUCUCGGCACCCCAGUGAAGCAGGAGAACAGCUUCUCCAGCUGCCAGCUGAGCCGACAACCCCUGGGCCCUGCUCACCCAUUCAACCCCAGCCUGGCAGCCCCAACCACCAACCACAUAGACCCUUGUGCUGCGGCCCCGGGGCCCCCGUCCGUGGUGGUGAAGCAGGAAGCCAUGCAGCCUGAGCCCGAGCUGGUCCCCGCCCCCCAGCUGCUUCUGGGGCCUCAGGGCCCUGGCCUCAUCAAGGGGGUUGCACCUCCCACCCUCAUCACUGACUCCACAGGGACCCACCUUGUCCUCACCGUGACCAAUAAGAAUGCAGACAGCCCUGGCCUGUCCAGUGGGAGCCCCCAGCAGCCCUCAUCCCAGCCUGGCUCUCCAGCGCCUGCCCCCUCUGCCCAGAUGGACCUGGAGCACCCACUGCAGCCCCUCUUUGGGACCCCCACUUCUCUGCUGAAGAAGGAACCACCUGGCUAUGAGGAAACCAUGAGCCAGCAGCCCAAACAGCAGGAAAAUGGUUCCUCAAGCCAGCAGAUGGACGACCUGUUUGACAUUCUCAUUCAGAGCGGAGAAAUUUCAGCAGAUUUCAAAGAGCCACCAUCCCUGCCAGGGAAGGAGAAGCCAUCCCCGAAGACAGUCUGUGGGUCCCCCCUGGCAGCACAGCCAUCACCCUCUGCUGAGCUCCCCCAGGCUGCCCCACCUCCGCCAGGCUCACCCUCCCUCCCUGGGCGCCUGGAGGAUUUCCUGGAGAGCAGCACGGGGCUGCCCCUGCUGACCAGUGGGCAUGAGGGGCCAGAGCCCCUUUCCCUCAUUGACGACCUCCAUAGCCAGAUGCUGAGCAGCACUGCCAUCCUGGACCACCCCCCGUCACCCAUGGACACCUCGGAGUUGCACUUUGUUCCUGAGCCCAGCAGCACCAUGGGCCUGGACCUGGCUGAUGGCCACCUGGACAGCAUGGACUGGCUGGAGCUGUCCUCAGGUGGUCCCGUGCUGAGCCUGGCCCCCCUCAGCACCACAGCCCCCAGCCUCUUCUCCACAGACUUCCUUGAUGGCCAUGAUUUGCAGCUGCACUGGGAUUCCUGCUUGUAGCUCUCUGGCUCAAGACUGGGGGUGGGGAAGGGGCUGGGAGCCAGGGAGCCAGGGUACUCCAGUGCGUGGCUGUCCUGUGUGAUUUGGCCUCUCCACAUGGUUGUGAGUCUUGACAAUCACAGCCCCUGCUUUUUCCCUUCCCUGGGAGGCUAGAACAGAGAAGCCCCUACUCCUGGUUCAGUCUCACCCAGGGCAGAGGAGAGCAGCUGUCAAGAAGCAGCCCUGGCUCUCACGCUGGGGUUUUGGACACCCGGUCAGGGUCAGGGGGCACUGUCUGGCUACAAUUUGGCUAAGGUAGGUGAAGCCCGGCCAGGAGGCUUCUCUUCUGACCCAGGGCUGAGACAGGAAGGGGAUUCAUCCCUUAACCUUUCUCUCCCUGCUUUGCUGUGAAGGGAGAAAUUAGCCUGGGCCUCUACCCACUAUUCCCCGUGUCUGCCAACCCCAGGGUCCCAGGGCUUCCUGGGAUGGGGCUCCCUGCCAUUUUAGUGUCUUGGUGUAGUGUAACCAUUUAGUGGUUGGUGGCAACAAUUUUCUGUACAGGUGUAUAUACCUCUAUAUUAUAUAUCGACAUACAUAUAGACAUAUAUUUUUGGGGGGGUAUAGGAGAUGGGUGCAACUCCCUCCCAUCCUACUCUCACAGAAGGGCCUGGAAGGCCACGGCUCCUGGGGGCCGGAUGCAAGGUUACCCUUGAGCUGUGUGCCACGGUCUGGUGCCCAGUCUGGCAUGCAGCUACCCAGGCCCACCCAUCACGUGUGAUUGACAUAUAGGUACCCUGCCACGGCCUAUGCCCCACCUGCCCUGCUUCCUGGCUCCUUAUCAGUGCCAUGAGGGCAGAGGUGCUACCUGGCCUUCCUGCCAGGAGCUCUCCACCCACUCACAUUCCGUCCCCGCCGCCUCACUGCAGCCAUCGUGGCCCUAGGACAGGAGGAGCUUCACCCUGCUGUGGGGUGGCCAUGAGGUUGUAGCCAUCUCCUGCCCUGGGGCUACUGGUUUCACAUUUUGGGCUGACUCAUAGGGGAGUAGGGGUGGAGUCACCAAAACCAGUGCUGGGACAAAGAUGGGGAAGGUGUGUGAACAACUUUUUAAAAUAAAAACAAAAACACAG